GCGCACAUCUGCACUUCAGCGAGGCGUGGUCAGAGCGACAGACAGGUGCGAAAGAAUAUACAGCUGCAGGAUAUCACCAGCCAUUUCUACACCUACCCCGUACCUACACAGCUGCAACAAGAUGCCUAAGUGUCCAAAGUGCGAGAAGGAAGUUUACUUCGCCGAGAAGGUAACAUCCCUGGGCAAGGACUGGCACAGGCCCUGUCUGAAAUGUGAGAAGUGCAGCAAGACGCUGACGCCAGGCUCACACGCAUCGCAUGAAGGCAAGCCAUACUGUCAUAACCCCUGCUACAGUGCGUUGUUUGGACCUAAAGGAUUUGGACGUGGUGGGGCUGAGAGCCACACAUUUAAAUAAACAGGUUCAACGUUGCCUGGAAGCUUGAUUGAAGAGGCCAGCAGUGCUCACUCGUCCAAUAAAAACCAGCAAACAUACUGUGUUCUCAUUCAGAAGAAACAUUUAGUUUGUCUGUUUUUAUUUCAUGUUUUUAAACUCUGGUUUCUAAAAAUGAUUGUCUAAUCCCAUGAUGUUGUAAUGAAGUGGUUAUCCUCAAACCCUUUCCUGUUCUUAAAGUGGACAUUUUGAUUAAACUCUUGUGUUUCUUUCUUGA
Notothenia coriiceps (black rockcod) is the source of this 608-nucleotide messenger RNA. It is a transcript of the gene crip1, whose product is annotated as cysteine-rich protein 1. The record is from RefSeq and is a predicted model, not a curated record. Bases 122 to 355 code for a protein of 77 amino acids. The transcript has 5 exons. Lineage: Eukaryota; Metazoa; Chordata; Actinopteri; Perciformes; Nototheniidae.